Molecule: messenger RNA, 623 nt
Organism: Belonocnema kinseyi
Lineage: Eukaryota; Metazoa; Arthropoda; Insecta; Hymenoptera; Cynipidae
Product: bile salt-activated lipase-like
Exons: 3
Coding region: 90-488 (132 amino acids)
Source: RefSeq, a predicted model, not a curated record
AGCUGAUGAAGGGCUUGUAGCUACUAGCGUUUCUAGAAAAUCUCACAAGGUUAGUCAGUGAUGGUUUUUUCUUCCAUCCACAAGUAAGGAUGUUAGAAAUAGCAACGCCAAAAAUGAAUAGUCCUAAUUACUUCUAUACUUUCGGAUACAAAGGUUCUACAGCUAAUAACAAUGGUCUUGGUAUUGCUCACGGUGAAGAACUCAUGUACCUUUUUAAAUUAUCAUCUGGUUGCAAUUUAAAUUUUACGGCGGCAGACUUAUCAAUCAGUAAAACAAUGGUGGAAAUGUGGACAUCGUUUGCAGUAAAGGGAAAACCAAUAUCAAGCGAAUUAAGAAAUCCUAAUAUCUGGUUGCCAUUCACUACACGAAACCCAGUUCAUCUUCAAAUUGGUGAUAUUAACAACAAUACAGAUUCUACUGUGACACUGAAUAAUACAUUUUACAUGGACCGCAUGAACUUUUGGAGAAAAAAUGCUCCUAUACAAUAGCUGCCUGAAUAUUGCGAUUUAUUGAAUUUAGCAGCGAAAAAUUAUGUGUGUUGUUUGAAAAAAACGAAGAAGGGAAUUUAUUAUAUAUUGAAUGCUUCUGUUUAUGUAAUAUUUGUAAUUUUUACAUCAGUGAAU